UGUACAAUAUUUGAGGAGAGAGUAAUGCGGACGUCCGCAAUUCCAUAUCCAACCUCACUAUGCCGUUGGGCUCGGCCUAUACACCCAAAAAAACAAUUACAUGCAUGAAUAGACAUAAUCUUCGUCAUGCACGAUUGACACACUGUCUGCAGCCUACUUGCGUAACAUGUGUUUUCGGAAAUCUGCAUCUACACCCAUCUGCACACACAUGUGCAGAUGGGAAGGAGAAAUACCCUCAUAACCCACAUAUGUUUUAAGCGCAGGCUGUAACUCCCGCAUAGUUGUGAGCAUAGGGACACGAUACAGCUGCACGCCUUCCGGGUGAUCUGAUCACACAAAGUUCGUAGUAACGCUUCCAUGUGUACAGACUGAGCCCGACUAGCCCAUUGCGAAGACGGUGGGGAGGCAGCAAACACACGUAUCAAUUGUCCACGUGCUGGUAACGAUGCACGACCGAAAGGUGAGGAACGAAAUACCGCACCUGGUACUCACCCUUGACCUUGAGAUGUCGAGCAUCAUCACGUGCAGUGUCACCAGUAGGUCGUUCUACCUGAAAGAAGUCAACAUAAAUCCUAUCACUGGCUGUUUCUUCUUAAAGAGCACCACAUGGCCAGCCACUCUAUCGUGACCCACAACUUGGGCCGGACCAAACCACUUGGCACGUAACUUGUGGUUGCCCACGUCCCGCCAGAAGCGAACGGUCGUGCCAACCGGAAUGAGUUGAGUUGCCUUACGAUCGCGAUCAGCAUCUCGCUUUUGCGCAAGGCGUCGACGCUCAUCAAGGCGGUCUGUCACGAACUGCUGCUUCCAGGCCUUCGUCAUUAAGAAACAUUUCACCGAACUUAACCUAGAGAAACAAACGUUAAGGACCAUUAUAAACACGCCCAGUAUGGGUGAAGAACAGCGAGAACCCAUUAGAAGGGACUACCGUAGCAUCGUAUGCAAGCGCCGAGUUGUAGACGUUCUCCACCAAAUCAUGAUAAUUAGCAUCUUCGCCAGACAUCGCUAUCCAUUCCAGCAACGUCCUGAUGCCUCACUCCGCCCGCCAAUUACCUUCAUGGUGGGCUACAGAAGUGAGAUGUACAUGGAAGCCCUGGUGGAGUCCGAAGUUGCUGAAGGUAUCACUAUCGAAGAUGUAUCUAUAUCAGCAGUCACUUGCUCCCUAAAAUACUUGACCACACCCAGAGCCGUUUUCAUCACUGAAGUGAAAACACUAAGCACCAUAAGCUUAAAGACUUCGUUGAUGGCGACCAGCACUGAACACUCCCCUCCCGGAGCAGCCGGAAAUUCAACAAAGUCACACGACCAAUUCGCCGAGAGAAUCAAAGAGCUUUUUGGCUGUUGGAACAAAGCAAGAGUUUCUGGCGGAGGGAACCCAUGGAGCUGACAAGGUUCACACACCCGCCCAAUCAUUUGGAGCUGAGGGCGCAAUCCGAUCCACAUGCUCGAGCCCAAAUUGCGCAGCAUGUGCAUAGGUCAAGUACGCAUACUGAAGAGCCUGAACAACCUGAGAGCCCAUAAGGAAUACACCCCAUAAAGAGCGUGACGGGCAAGCUUCUAGGACCGGCCAAGAAUCGACAGAUAAUGGCACCGCACGCCGACGCUUUCUAGCUGGCUUGUCAGUGGAAACCUCAAGCUCCACAACUGGAUCCGACGGUGGAUACAACUCGGCAGCCGUGUGUUUACCAGCAGAUACUGGUGAACUGCUACUGACGUUUGUGGGCGAAGCGGGCUCGUCAACCCCACCAACAUGAGAUAACACUUCUGAGGUAGUACUAGCAUUCGGUUAAGUAGCGACAGGUACAGAAUCCGAACAAGCGGUGUAGUAAGUUACGCUCGAAUAACUAUAUCUGAACGUUCUCCCUCAUUAGUCAGGGAGACGUUGCGUCUUUAAUAGAUUAUUGGAUAACUGACUAAGACUCGUCAUGUGUUCGGUCUCUAUAGGGAUCGAACACAAUCUAAGUUUAUCAGAUCCUAUGAUCUGAUAACCACAAACUAACUUUAUCAGAUCCUAUGAUCUGAUAAACACAAACUAGGUCUAUCAGAUCCUAUGAUCUGAUACACCUGUUAAAACUAGGGGUUACCCUCCUAUAUGGGUAUUGCGACUACAGCGGCCUCUCCCAUACGCCCCACCACCGAAUCAUCACUCAACUGAACCCUCUCCACCAGGUGUUCAACUACUGCCUCCUCGGAUUGUACCGCAUGCAGGUCUUCAGACUCAGGCACAGAAACCCUCAAACGCCCCACCUUUGCAAACGCCUACUCUGCCUUCGUCACCGAUUGCUCAAGCACAGUGGCCGAUAACUUGGGCAUCAAUACACACUGUAGCAUUUAGCGACCAGAUUGUCAAAAGGCCAAUCCAAAUCACAAAACCCAGGAUCAUCAAAUAUUGAGUUUUGGAAUUAGGAUUGUAAUAUUUCUGAUAUUAGAGUCAUCAGAAAUAUUAGCUGUAGAACCGGUAAACUAAACCGGGACUCCGCGUGUGAGAAAAACAUUCAAGUAAAUCCUGAGUCUAGUGAAAACACAGCUAAAGACUCCGUUCGGUUCUCUCCGAUUGAGGACUUUUCCUAGCUGAGAUAACUGUACUUG
Messenger RNA from Sphaeroforma arctica JP610, 2589 nucleotides. RefSeq lists its product as hypothetical. The record is from RefSeq and is a predicted model, not a curated record. NCBI's taxonomy places the organism in Eukaryota, Ichthyosporea, Ichthyophonida. The transcript has a single exon. Bases 890 to 1387 code for a protein of 165 amino acids.